Messenger RNA from Fusarium verticillioides 7600, 616 nucleotides. RefSeq lists its product as hypothetical. Lineage: Eukaryota; Fungi; Ascomycota; Sordariomycetes; Hypocreales; Nectriaceae. The record is from RefSeq and is a predicted model, not a curated record. The coding region runs from base 88 to 540 and encodes 150 amino acids. The transcript has a single exon.
AACUCUCAUAUCUCAGACAUGACAUCAUCUCCUCACCGCAACCAUCAUGACUCCCAAUAAAUAUCCAGUUUAAAAGUCAAAUCGCAUAUGGCCCUACCAGAUCCGCACAUGCCGCCCGGCCGCUUCCAUCACGCCAUAUGCGUGGAGACCAGCAAAGACGGCUCUGGUACUCUGUACCAUGUCACCGGGGACGUCACUUCAACAAACGGGAUGAGCUAUGAGAGUAGAGAGUCAUCUGAUCCCGCUCAAUUAGAGGGUUUCUAUUCUAAACAACUGCUGGGCUAUACUAGUUCCGACAGCCAUCCGGGAAAAUGGAAUGCGCUUCUUGCUUCCCUGCCGACUCCGCCGCAGCAAAAGGCUUCGAAUCCGAGCAACCACGGCCGCGUUGAACCGUUCAAGGAGAAGAUUGGGGAUUUUGAAUAUGUUUUUUAUACUGAUGGGGAAGAGCGAAAGCCGCUUUGGAAAUGUACUGAAUGGGUUGAGUGGUAUGCAAUUCCUGCUCUUCAUGAAAACGGCCUUAUUUGGAGCGGUGAUCGGUGACUGCUCUGACAUUAGAUCUCCUUGUUCAAUAGUUCGAAUUAUCCAAAUUUCUAGUAUAAUUCUCCUGCAUAUUACG